AUGACCGGCAGCGACACUCCGCGCCUUCCUUUGGAGCUUAUACCCCUCAUCUUAAACCGCGCCGACAAGACGGCUCAGGCGAGGAUGGCCCUUGUGUCUCGGACAUGGCACGAUCUGCUUAUCAAAAACCUCUACGCUCGCAUGCACAUCUCGAACGGCGGUCAGCUGGAUAUACUCCUCACAACUCUUAUCAUUCGUCCUGAACGCUUCGCAUGGGUGAAGGAAGUCGAUUUCGACAUAAUAAACUGGAAUCCCAGAGCUUUGGGACAGAUUCACACCAUCCUCACCGUGUGCCGCCCUGAACGCGUGAUGUUCGCAUCCACCGAACCCGGAGACGAAUCCCACUUUGGCUGGGACAACGGACGCCUGCUCCUCAACGUAGUGCGUGACGAUCUAGAGGGGGGCCUCUCAGCCGUUGUCGACACCUUAUGUUGGCAAUACGCGUUGAAGACCACUCACGUUCUUGGCCUGGGCUGGCAAUUCUUCAACCGGAAGCCCAACUUUCCUUGUUUGCGGAUGGCGGCAGGGACCUCUAGGGAACUUCUUCCAAGCAGCAGAUCUCGUUGGUGGCAGCGCCCGCCUGUCGUGUACGUCCGACUGAAAUUAUAUGGCCCUUCUGUUCAUGUGGUCCUCUUGUAUCUCUCCAAAUGCAUCCGCUUCCUUGAUGUGGCAUUCUGUGGGAGCCAGUUGACGCUUCCGCGAUGGUCGAAUCUGAUGCCGAAGCGGUUGCUUAGAUAUGUCCUCCUCUUCUGGAACGAAGAAUGGCAGACGGAGUGGCAGGAGGCACUGUCGAAGUACAACGGAGGCGGCGUAUUGGAGAUCUGGGCUAAGACGCGGGAUACGAGUAAAGCUGAGAUUGUUGCGGACCUAGCCAGGGCAAGCAAGAAGUUUGAUGAGGUCUCCUGCAGAUUGCUGGUCUCCAGCUUCCUGGAUGUGAAAGAACACCCACUUUCCGAGCUUAAGUAG
This is a messenger RNA of Fimicolochytrium jonesii, 966 nucleotides long. RefSeq lists its product as uncharacterized. Lineage: Eukaryota; Fungi; Chytridiomycota; Chytridiomycetes; Spizellomycetales; Powellomycetaceae. Gene Ontology annotation, molecular function: protein binding. Bases 1 to 966 code for a protein of 321 amino acids. The transcript has a single exon. The record is from RefSeq and is a predicted model, not a curated record.